Molecule: messenger RNA, 681 nt
Organism: Brugia pahangi
Lineage: Eukaryota; Metazoa; Nematoda; Chromadorea; Rhabditida; Onchocercidae
Source: the annotation of a GenBank genome assembly
AUGAUCUUAUUGUUGUUCAUUUCGUCAGCUUUAUUACAUUCAUCAAUAACAGUGCGAUUUCCGAACAAAAGGGUAUUUUUAAUUUUGCCAUCGUUAUGUUUGGCCACUGUCACCCAACAUCCGAUAAUCUCAAAUACAGCGGAUAUUCAAUUAAAUUCUGGUGCAGCUGCCCAAAUACCUAGUAUUAUUGGUCAUAAUUUGGAUACCGCUGUACAUGUUUCAUCUAAAAUAAGAGUAAAGAAUCGAAAUUCGAUCAUACGUCAACAUCAAUGUCCAUCAAACACAUUCCGAUGCGGCGAUGGUUCUUGUAUUCCUAAAGAUUGGAUCGACGACGGUGAAGUGGACUGUGACGACUUAUCAGAUGAACACAUCCAGUCUACCACGCAGUCAAUCCAGACAGGUGCACUUAGUGUCGAAUAUUCCACCACUGCCGAAGAAAUCUUCGACGAUCCGUUUGAUCGUAUUGUAACAUUUUCAUCCAUUGAUCAGUUACCAUUUUCGAUCUCACCAUUACUGCGAUCUGAAGAAGAGACAAAAAGUCAUCAGUCAUAUGCAUAUGGUUGCUCGAAUAUUGUACAAACAAGAGUAAAUCAAUGUUCUACAGAUCUUACCGACUGGAUGGAACAUUUAGAUGACAUUGAUAUGACAAAUUCAUCCAUGCUAAAUGAUGAAACAAGGUAA